Scleropages formosus (Asian bonytongue) is the source of this 2190-nucleotide messenger RNA. RefSeq names its product ras-related protein Rab-2A-like. The transcript has 8 exons. The record is from RefSeq and is a predicted model, not a curated record. NCBI's taxonomy places the organism in Eukaryota, Metazoa, Chordata, Actinopteri, Osteoglossiformes, Osteoglossidae. Bases 178 to 816 code for a protein of 212 amino acids. Gene Ontology annotation, molecular function: GTP binding; GTPase activity.
GGAAGCGGAAGCGGAAGUAGAGCGGAUGACGUCGCCUUCCGAGGCUCGGGCUGUUUAUUGUUCGUUGUGGCCGAGAGAGCGGAGCAAAGCGACGGGAAAAAGGCCGAAGGAAGAGGCGCCUUUGUGUUGGUGAAGUGAAGAGCUGCAGGCGGAACGCAGGAGCCCGAGCGCCGGGACAUGGCGUACGCGUACCUCUUCAAGUACAUCAUCAUUGGGGAUACGGGAGUGGGAAAGUCAUGUUUGUUACUGCAGUUCACAGACAAGCGCUUUCAGCCAGUACAUGACCUCACAAUCGGUGUAGAAUUUGGAGCAAGAAUGAUCACCAUCGACGGGAAACAGAUAAAACUGCAGAUCUGGGAUACGGCCGGCCAGGAGUCAUUCCGCUCCAUCACCAGGUCAUACUAUCGAGGAGCGGCUGGAGCCCUGCUGGUCUAUGACAUCACAAGAAGAGACACCUUUAAUCACUUGACGACCUGGUUAGAAGACGCACGCCAACAUUCCAACUCCAAUAUGGUCAUCAUGCUCAUUGGAAACAAGAGUGACCUCGAGUCUCGGCGAGAGGUCAAGCGGGAGGAGGGGGAGGCCUUUGCCCGGGAGCAUGGCCUCAUCUUUAUGGAGACCUCAGCCAAGACCGCAUCUAACGUAGAGGAGGCAUUCAUCAACACCGCAAAGGAAAUUUAUGAGAAGAUUCAGGAAGGAGUCUUUGAUAUAAACAACGAGGCGAAUGGGAUCAAGAUCGGCCCCCAGCACGCUGCUACCAACGCCGCGCUGUCUGGGAACCAGGGAGGACUGCAGGCUGGGGGUGGCUGCUGCUGAGGCUACUCUGUCGCAGGGGUUGGGUCCACUGGCCCUCUUAGCCCUGUCAUGUCUUACCUGAUUGGCUUGGUUCUCUGAACCUCAUAGCUCCACCCUGUCUUACUUGAUUGUUUGGGUUCACUAACCCUCCUCGCCCCACCCUGCUUUGUCUGAUUGGUUGGGCCUAGUGACACUUUAAGCUCCGCUCCUUUCAUCUGAUUGGUUUAUCUUCACUGACCCUCUCACCUCCUGCCUUCAUUUAAACCUGUGUUCAAAAUGUCACUGAGCACCCAGACAGCAUCUGGGGUUUCAGUCCCACGGGAGCGGGAUGUAUGAUUGUAGUUGUAUCUGUUUGACAUUCAUUUUUUUUUCAUUUUCUGUUAUUACUUUUUAUUAGGGUUUCUUUUUUUUUUUUUGCAAAAUUAAUGACACUAAAAGGUACUCAGUGUUUUAAUGCAUCUCUGGAUGAAGUCUGGCUGUUGUGGAGAUUUGAGGUUCAAAUUGUUAGAUUUUACACAGGAGCUCGUUCCAUGUCCGAGGCGGAAAGAGAAGAAGCAGGACUCUUUUAUUCUGUAUUUAUGAUUCAUGUUCUGUACAUAGACUUAUGGCUUUGUGCUGCAGGUUUAUAUUCACCAGACUGGGUCUUUAAGGCUCAUUCCACACCAUAGAGUUUGGACGCACGGUAGCACUGCUGGCAGCCACUCUGCUUUGACAAGUUUUUAGUAUUAUUAGAAAUGAUCUUUUAGCUCCUCCUGCCUUUUGCCAUUUCUCCAUUUAUCCUCCUUUACAAACACAUCUGUGUGGCAGCUUUAGCUCCAUAUUCUGACUCUUUCAAUGCCAAAAUAUCUCUAUCUGUGUUAAUCAAUCCCACCAUUUGACAUGACUGCCACCUCCCAAGUCUGCUGUUUGCCUUAAAAAGACGCAGAUAAUUUAGGUACUACGAAACAAGUGAAACACACAAAUAGUUCCUUGUUGUUCUGUACAUUAUGGGCUCAUAUCACACUGUACGUUUAUAAGCCGAGCAAGAUGGAGCGGAUCAGUACCAGCUAUACCUCACGUUGGCCAUACGAGCAACCUGGACCCCUGACUCUUACCCCUCCCCACCGUCAGGGUGAGAGGAAUGCAUGGUGCAUCACAGAGGCCAAAUCUGGAGCACAUUUGUCACUCUCAGCUGUAUUGGUUGUGUUUAUUAUGAACAUGAAAACAACAUUAAAUCUAAAUCCUUUGGUCAAAUAUGUCAAACUGGUUUUCCUUUUAAUUAUUGCAAGUCCAGGGCAAUUUUUUUGACUCUGUUUUGCUUCUUUGUGAAUUUUGCGCUUUAUGUGUAGCGCUCCCUUCAGGCAUCUGUAUAAAUGCAUUUCCCUCAUUAAUAUGUUUAAAAAAGAAAAAAGCAAG